CCCACCCACAACCCGCUCACCAUCUGCGUAGGGAAGGAUCGGAAUAUUUGGAACAUUUUGCCCCGUCCCGCAGCCAAGUCUCGAACACACGGAUCGCUGUUCCGGUUGGCAGAGCCACGAGGAGGAGGAGGCGGCAGCUCUCGGGUUUGGUUGGUCUCAAGGCCCAAAUCGGAGGCCGAGUCUGACGGGGUCUCGCACCGCGGAACCGGAAAAGGGUCUCACCGAGAACUGGUGUCCUUUGCAGAAAAAUCGACAAAAAAAUCGGCAGCGGAAGUACCAGCGGGCGCUUCCGGAUCUUUAGAGGCCGAUCGGAUGCGCAAGGCGGGGCCUGCCGCCCUCGCCGGAACCGCCGUUUCCUUGCGCCGCCUCAUCCUUCGUCGCUCUUCAGGCCCGUCUAAAUUUACCAGAGCGCGGCGCUACGUCUCCAUGGCAACGGGCACGCAAGACUCCCAAGGACCCUCUGGGCCCUCACUAGCAUCGAGGGGUCUAACUCAGUGCCAGCCCGAGUUAUUAUUUGGUCCGCCUUCUCGCAGCGUUUGUAAGCGGCCGUGGAUUUUUAAAGAGGCUCCACUUCUCAUCAUAAGGACAAAAUGACACUCAGAAAAGUAAACAUUUUCAUCCUGGUACUUGCUCUUGUUAUAUUUCUAUUAGUUCUGCAUCACAACAUACUAGGUCUCAGUGACCUCUUGAAAACAGAAUGGUCAGAUUCAAGUCCUUUGGGACUUCAGCCAAUAGAUUUUAUUCCUGAGGCUCCUCAAAGAUUGGCAGAUGACAAUAAUGACAAAGAAAUACCUGUGGUCAUUACAGCCUCUGAUGACAGGCUUGGGGGUGUAAUUGCAGCUGUAAACAGCAUUCACCAAAACACCAAGUCCAACGUGGCAUUCCAUAUUGUCACUCUGAAUGAUACAGUGGACCAUUUGAGAUCAUGGCUUAGUAAAACGAGUCUGAAAAAUGUAAAAUACCAGAUUUUGGAUUUUGACCCCCAUUUGUUGGAUGGGAAAGUGAGGAUCGACUCAGAAAUGCUCAACUCCAUAAAACCUCUAACCUUUGCAAGAUUCUAUCUGCCUAAUUGGGUCCCUAAUGCAGAAAAGGCUAUCUAUUUGGAUGAUGAUGUGAUUGUACAAGGUGAUAUCCUUGAACUUUAUAACACUAAACUGCAACCUGGUCAUGCAGCUGCAUUUUCAGAUGAUUGUGACUCUACCACAAACAAGUUUGCAGUCCGUGGAGCAGGAAACCAGUAUAAUUACAUUGGAUUUCUUGAUUAUAAAAAAGAAGCAAUUCGGAAACUGUCCAUGAAAGCAAGUACGUGCUCUUUCAAUCCAGGUGUUUUUGUUGCCAAUCUAACAGAAUGGAAGCUACAAAAUGUCACCAAGCAACUGGAGAAAUGGAUGGCAGUUAAUGUGGUAGAGGAGAUAUACAGUAAGACUCUUGCAGGCAGCAUCACUACACCCCCGCUGCUCAUCGUAUUUUACAAGCGGCAUUCAAACAUCGAUCCUAUGUGGAAUGUACGCUAUCUGGGUUCUAGUGCUGGUAAAAGAUACUCGCCACAGUUUGUGAAAGCUGCCAAGCUACUCCACUGGAAUGGACAUUUCAAACCAUGGGGAAGGACAGCAUCCUAUGCAGAAGUCUGGGAAAAAUGGUACAUUCCUGACCCUACCAAUCAGUUCAACCUCGUCCGGAGGCAUGCGGAUAUGUAUGAAACAAAAUAAUGGGAUCUGAUACACUUGUAUUCUUGGGAAAUUUACUGGCCCAAUGAGUGAGACCAGCAAUACUACAUCCACCAUUUCGUAUUCAAAUAGAGAAACCUUAUGUACUUGAAAUGUCAUGCUUCAAUGGCUUUCUGUAAAUAUUGCUGUUCUAAUGGAGCAGGCAUAUCUCUACAAACGAACAUUUUAAAACUGAAUGAAUUGCUCCUGAAUUACCUUCUAGGGCUAAAAAGCAUGUGACAGAACAAGCUGCUCCCAGGAAUGGCCCACUGCUACAACUGGAUGAUGAUCACACAUCUUGCACAGCAACUUAAAAUACUGAAAAGCUGAUACCACUCUUUUUACUGAACCUGUGAAUAUAUGCUUUAUACUAAACACCUUCUCUUGGGAGAACAUCUAGUCUCUAAGUUUGGGUGGCUGGCUGUUGUACCUCUCCCAAAGGGGAUUCCUGGCAACGCCAAACAAAGUGUGACAACCUCCCCACCGCUGAAAAGCCCCCAUAGCACACAAUAGGCUUAUGCCAUCCAAAAGGGCUGCAUAAAUCAUUGCUCACAGCUGCAAAGGGGCGAAAGACUGGGAGGAAGCCAACAAACAUCUCCUAUUCCCCCAAACACCGCCAGCAGCCACACACUGGCAAAACAGCCCCUCUGCAGAGGCAAGUGCCCUGAGGGAGGUGCAAAUCCACUAGCACAGCCAUAAGCUACUUCCAACGAUGGAAUCCCACCCCCAUGGGUCUCUUGGAGAGUUUCCUAUCAACACUAAAGGGAUGUUUUCAAAACUGUGGAAGCAACUAUUCAAAAACUUGCUAUGAAUUUCUUAUGUGGAAAUAUUAAUUUGUAUUCGCUCAUUGGUAAGUUUGUAUUGCCUUCAUUUGUUUUGUAUAAAGCACUAAACUGGGGUAGCAUACAUAGUUAAAUAUGCUGAGUGAAAAUGUAAUACAGAUAAAUGCUGUUUGUAGCAUUUGACAGAGCUCAAUUCGCACAGUUCCUCAAGCUAAAACUUCACACGCACACAGAAAGAAGCAGUAACAAUAAAGUGCUUUCCUGUAAAAAAUUUAGAUGUCUUGAAAUCAGUUCUCAGGAGCAGGAAUAGCUUUAUGUCACCAUGCCCUAUACGCAUUUGUUCUACUCCCCAAAUAACUGAUGGAUGGCGGGAGAGACAGCAAAGGAAAACUGCAUCUGCUUCUUCUAGGAUAGAAGUUCUGUAUUAUAAUAUAGUCUUUGCCACUGAGGCUAAAAUCUAUUCAAACAUAUUCUUAAAGUCCAAAAUGGUCUUCAAGGCAUAAAUGUGAAUCAGCUAGAUGUUUUGGCAACAAGCAGAGGUAAUUGGUGAGCAACAAGCUACAUCCAAUUUAUUCUCCUCCUUCCCCCAGACUGUCAGUCCCAAUUGAAAUACUGACUCCACUAUGUACAUUUUAUUCACUUCAAUAUGUGUGACAAAGAUGUACUGCUUUAAGCACAAUAAACAAAAAUACAUAUA
Sphaerodactylus townsendi is the source of this 3185-nucleotide messenger RNA. RefSeq names its product glycosyltransferase 8 domain containing 1 (gene GLT8D1). Gene Ontology annotation, cellular component: Golgi apparatus. Bases 591 to 1709 code for a protein of 372 amino acids. The record is from RefSeq and is a predicted model, not a curated record. Gene Ontology annotation, molecular function: glycosyltransferase activity. The transcript has 10 exons. Lineage: Eukaryota; Metazoa; Chordata; Lepidosauria; Squamata; Sphaerodactylidae.